GGACCGGCGGAGGCGCCUCUCCAAGUCUUAGACUGCGGAGUCUAAGACUUAAGAGAGAGGAGCCCCGGAGGAGAUUGACUUUUUCCUUCCCUUCUCCCACUCCUUUUUGCGGAGAGGUAGGCAAAGACGCGGAGCUUUAGAAAGUUGAGGUUCUUACCUCGGAAGGUGCACCUUCAUCGGCUCCAGCAGCCGAUGCGCAUCGGAGCCGCUCUCUGCAGAGUCAGAGGGCGCGUUGGCUUUCCGGUGAGUGCCCCAGAGGAUGGAUCGUAGGUCUCGAGCUCAGCAGUGGCGCCGAGCUCGCCACAACUACAACGAUCUGUGCCCACCUAUUGGCCGCCGGGCUGCCACCGCGCUCCUCUGGCUCUCCUGCUCCAUCGCGCUCCUCCGCGCCCUUGCCACCUCCACCGCCCGCGCCCAGCAGCGCGCGGCUCAGCAGCGCCGGAGCUUCCUUAACGCCCACCACCGCUCCAGCGCCCAGGUAGUCCCCCAGCCCCCCGAAUCUGACAGCGAGCUCGAGCACGAGCACGAGGAGGCCGAGCCCGAGCCCGAGCCCGAGCCCGCCCUCCCCGAGUGCUUCCAGGAAGAGUCUGACUACGAGUCCGAGACAGAGAGCGAGACCGAAUCUGACAUAGAAUCCCAGACCGAGACCGAGACCGCCCCCACCACUGAGCCCGAGACCGAGCCCGAGGACGAGCGCGGUCCCCCUCUGCCCAUAAUCCCCAAGGGCCCCUCCUUUGGCCAGUCUCUCACUGAGCGUCUCAACGCUCUGAGACUGAGAAGCCCCGACGCCUCCCCGAAUCGCGCGCAGCCUAACACUCGGGAGCCCCAGAGCCCCACUGAGGGGGAGGAGCCCAAGCCAGAAGACAAGGAUCCGCGGGACCCCGAAGAGUCCGCAGAGCCUAAGAGAGAGGAGAAGAAGAAGCAGCGCGGCUGCAAGCCCAAGAAGCCCACCCGCCGCGACCCAUCCCCGGAGUCCCCUCCACCCAAAAGGGGACCCAUCCCCAUCCGUCGUCACUAAUGGCUGACGACGGAUUCCAGGUUCUCCUUGUUUUCUUUGGACCAGUUUUCCUCCCCACUGAUCAGAGGAUGAAGAGAUGAAGACAACCAGCCAGCAGAGACUAAAGAUGGGAAGACAUCCAAGAACAAGAGACACCCUGCAGCACCCAACUGGACAGUAGAUAGAUAUUCGGGACACCACCUCGUGCUCCCCAGGAGGACACAGCACCCACUCUGCUCCCUGGGCCACCUCUGCUAGACUUCUGUACUGCCGCCAGCACACCGCCAACUUCAUCUAAAUAGUACUCGUAUUGCAUCCACAUUAACACCUCUCUCUCAUCAAUACAUCUGCACACUUGUGGGGGAUCGCCAUUGAUUAGGGCUGGUGGAUUCCUGGCCUCACGGGCACGCGCCUUGCAGGGAGGGGUGGGUGACAGUCCCCGCACCGCGCCGCGCGCACGCUAACCGGGAAGCUGGAGGUGGAUGGAGCUGAAAAGACAUUAAUUAGUUGUUUGUCAAAUGACAUUUGGUUGGUUUGGGCUUUUUUUUCCCUUUGAUUUUUUUUGGGAGAAAAAAAGUGUGUGGGGGGUUUGGGAUACUAUUAACUCCAAGGAGCCUUUUCUCCUUUUUCUUAUUUGAAGGUGCUACUUUGGGGGGAGGGCAAAUAACUAAAACAAAGUAAGUUGUUGAAAUGACCAGAAGAAUUACACAAACACUAAUUAGUAUGGAAGUUUCUCAUUAAGUAAUUUGGCCAUCUGAGUUAAUUUGUGAGUUUGCUAGGUUAAGACCUAGUUCAUGGUCACAUUUCAAGAAAACAGUCUAAUUAUAAAGAAUAAAAAUAUAAAAGGCUGUUUUUGCUUUGUGGUGGUGUUUGGUUUGCUUUUUAUUUUUCCUUAUGGGUCAAGUCUUUUGUUCUCCUGAGUUCAGAUUUAUGUAAAGCAGAAAGUUAUGUGAAAAUAAGUCUCCUUGGUGUAUGUGUAUUUAUAAUUUUAAUAAUUAAAUGUUAUAUAUUGUUAAGAUCUUGCUUGAAACUUCUAAAAUAAUUGUUAUUUGAAUAUUAAUGUGCAUAUAAUUUGAUUUCAAAGUAUAAGACUAGAAAAGUCUAGAAUAAUUCUUGAGAGUAUCUGAAUACUAAUUUAAACAAAUGUGAUGCUAAUAUGCCUUAAAUUUCUAACACCUUUUGCAGUGAUUACAAAGUCUGUACUUAGUUUGAGUCUGUUACUCUGAGCACACCUUGGCACUGUGGGCUAAUUUCCCCCCAGGUGUCUUAUCCUGUAAGACUACAAUUUGUCACUUUUUUUUUUUUUACAGUCCCUGGCACAGAGG
This is a messenger RNA of Erinaceus europaeus (western European hedgehog), 2322 nucleotides long. RefSeq names its product neuroendocrine secretory protein 55-like. The transcript is spliced from 4 exons. The record is from RefSeq and is a predicted model, not a curated record. Gene Ontology annotation, biological process: response to parathyroid hormone. Bases 260 to 1018 code for a protein of 252 amino acids. NCBI's taxonomy places the organism in Eukaryota, Metazoa, Chordata, Mammalia, Eulipotyphla, Erinaceidae.